Olea europaea var. sylvestris is the source of this 1199-nucleotide messenger RNA. RefSeq lists its product as uncharacterized. The transcript has a single exon. The record is from RefSeq and is a predicted model, not a curated record. The annotation marks the transcript as partial. NCBI's taxonomy places the organism in Eukaryota, Viridiplantae, Streptophyta, Magnoliopsida, Lamiales, Oleaceae. Gene Ontology annotation, biological process: proteolysis. Gene Ontology annotation, molecular function: aspartic-type endopeptidase activity.
AUGACUUGGGCACAGUUCAAGGAAGAGGUAAUGACAAAAUACUUUCCUCAAUCGCUGAGGGAUCGGAGAGAGGCAGAGUUCCUACAGCUGAAACAAGGAAAUAUGUUGCUUGAUGAGUAUGAAAGGAAGUUUGAACAACUUUCUAGGUAUGCUACACAUCUUGUCGAUACUGAGCCAAAGAAGGCUAGAAGGUUCGAAUUAGGCCUGCGUCCAGAGAUUGGAGGAAUCAUGGCAUCUCACCAUACGACCACAUAUAGUGAAGUACUUCAAAGAGCACAGUCAAUUUAUGAUCGUCUAGAAAUGGAUCGGAUGACUGAGAAGAAUAAUGAGUCAUAUGGGAAACGAAAGUGGAAUGGAUCGAAUAAAGGGAAGGGAUUGGGACAAUUUAAGAAGUCCAAUAUAAGAUCAGAAUCAGGGUCAAGUAAACCAAAUAAAGUUACUCCACGAUGCCCAAAGUGCAAUAAGGCCCAUGGAGGGGAGUGCUGGUUUGGGAAAAAUGUGUGCUAUCGAUAUGGCCAAGAAGGUCAUUUUGCUUCGGAUUGCAAGGCAUACCCACCUAAGAAGGAUAAUGAACAGGGAAGGAAAGUGAAAGCCAAAGUCUUUGCUUUAACCCGGGAAGAGGCAACAGAGGAUCCAAAUGUAAUGGCAGGUAUUUUAUCAAUAUCUGAACUACCUGCAUAUGUUCUUAUAGACUCCGGAGCUACUCAUUCAUUUAUCUCCACCGCAUUUAUUGCUAAAUCACGUACUGCAUGUGAAAAAUCUGAUAGUGUUCUAGAAAUUUCUAUUCCAUCUGGUAGAAUUUUGAAUACCAAUCAGAUCGCUAGGGCGGUAAAAUUAGUAAUGGAAGGAAAAGAAUUUGUAGCUGAUCUACACCUCCUAGACAUGAAAGACUUUGACGUUAUUCUAGGAAUGGACUGGUUGGGAAGCAAUCACGCAACCAUUCGAUGUUUUGAAAAGGAAGUAGUUUUGAAAAGGCCUGGGGAGGAUGAAUUUCGAUUUUUCGCGGUACAAGUUAAGUCUUUACAGCGAAUCUUGUCGGCCAUGAAAGCAGAAAAGAUGUUAAAGAAAAGAUUCUGUCAAGGAUUUCUAGUGAGUAUACAUGGAACUCAACAUUCGGAGCUUACGAUUUGUAAUGUGCUGGUUGUACGAGAUUUCAUUGAUGUAUUUCCUAAUGACUUGCCUGGCGCGCCACCAGAUAG